Molecule: messenger RNA, 4755 nt
Organism: Homalodisca vitripennis (glassy-winged sharpshooter)
Lineage: Eukaryota; Metazoa; Arthropoda; Insecta; Hemiptera; Cicadellidae
Exons: 26
Coding region: 58-4755 (1565 amino acids)
Molecular function (GO): polyamine oxidase activity
Source: RefSeq, a predicted model, not a curated record
UCAAGUUGCUGUUUGGAUAUUGGCCAAGUGAGAUAUUUUAGUAAUACAUUCGCCGCCAUGCCAUACACAAUCCGAUGUCUGUAUGUGUUCGCUCUACUUAUUUUGUCGAUAGAUUCUGAACCAAUAAGGAAAGGAAAGAGACAUCAGGUGGUGAUAGUGGGGGCUGGAGUAUCAGGGUUCACAGCAGCGGCCACCCUCCUGGAGCACAAUGUCACUGACCUGGUCGUGCUGGAGGCUGCAGACAGGAUUGGCGGCAGGAUACAUACCGUCGAAUUCGGUGGUGUUGUGAUAGACAGAGGCGCGGAGUUCUGCCACGGCGAGGUUGACAAUGUGGUCUAUGAUCUUGUCGGUCCUCACGACCUACUGACGUCGUACGAUGCCUUGACAACACCAGAGCAAUGCCUCAUAAUCAACACAACCGGGCAUGAAUUUAACGCAACUGCACUCAGAGAAUUGGGAGGUCUGGCCUUUCAAAUUCUGUAUCAAAGCGAUCGUUCUCACUUCAACGGCUCAGUAGCUGCUUACUUCUAUCCCAGACUAGAUCAGUUAUUUGAAGAACGGAACGUAGACUCUUACACGAGGGAAGCUCUUCGUUACCUAACACCUUUAUGGGAGGGGGCAGCAUCCGGCACUGAGGACCUCUCCGUUUCGGGAGCUUGGGGACAGUCCAACUACUGGGAAUGUGAGGGGGACUACACUCUGAAAUGGAAAAAUGGCACUCGAGGAUAUAAAACUAUCUUCGACUUUUUAUCUAAAAAAAUCCCAAACCCUUCUGAGGAGUUGCCAGUGGUGAACAAGACAGUUCUCGGCAAGCAAGUUACACGGAUAGAGCGCAAAGCGGGAGAAGUAGAGGUGACGUGUGCAGAUGGCAGCACCUACCUUGCUGAUCACGUGAUCGUUACUGUCUCUCUAGGUGUACUCAAGAAACAUGCAGCAGACAUGUUCCAUCCUGCUCUGCCAGAAGACAAGUCUGCAGCUAUCGAGACUCUAGGAUUCGGUUGUGUGGCGAAGGUGUUCAUCCUCUUCCCUAAUAGAUGGUGGCCUCAAGAUAUCAACGUCAUCACUCCCUUUUACUCAAAUAAGGAAAUCCAAGAUUUCAUUAGAAAUUCCAACCACGGCUCCUGGACCAGUAAAACGUACGGCUUCUACCCUGUAGUGAACCACGACCGCAUGCUCUGCGCGUGGUUCUCCGGCCCUGGCUGUCGUACGGUGGAGGGUCUCUCAGAUGAGCAGGUCACAGAAGGGUUGAUGGAACUUCUAGACAAGCUUGUCGGCAAGAUGUACAACAUUUCUCAACCCGAGGGCAUUCUGAGGAGUGACUGGGGAACAUAUCCGUAUACGUUAGGAGCGUACAAUUACCGCACCGUAGCCAGUGACAGUCGAAACCUCUCCAAUAGUGAUCUUGCCGAGUCGAUCCUCGACGAUCACAACAAACCCGUAAUACUCUUCGCGGGCGAAGCUACUCAUCCACACUACUUCUCCACAGUUCACGGAGCCAUUGAGACUGGCCGACGAGAGGCUCACAAUAUUUUAAACUACAUGAAAAAUAAACAGUAUCCUCUUAUCUACACAUUUGAAAGAGUGAAAAUCUUCGACGCUAAAAGGAAUGGUGACACUUCCAAGGAGGCAAGAACGAGGAUAAAGACGGAAACGCUACAGGAGUGGCAAGAUCGAUGGACAUCGGGAGAGACGGGCAGAUGGACGGCACGGCUGAUACCGGACAUCAACAUCUGGCUCUCUCGGAAGCACGGAGAAACGGACUUUUUCCUGGCACAGUUCUUGACGGGCCACGGCCAGUUCAACAACUACCUCUUCAGAAUGAGAUUGCAUGACAAGCCAACGUGCAAAUAUUGCCUGGACAAAAUCGACGACGCCGAACACACGUUCUUCGAGUGUGCUCGGUGGAAGGACUACAGAAGCAGCGCCGAAGAGAUAAUAGGCGCCAGGCUCUCCCCCUCAAGCCUGGUGACCUAUAUGAUCACCCAAGGAGAAAACUGGUCAGCUGUCGCAGCUUAUGCACAGCACCUUCUGAUAGAUAAAAUCACCGAAAGGGACCUAGACCCUGAGAGACAUCGAGUGGUGAUAGUGGGGGCUGGAGUAUCAGGGUUCGCAGCAGCGGCCACCCUCCUGGAGCACAAUGUCACUGACCUGGUCGUGCUGGAGGCUGCAGACAGGAUUGGCGGCAGGAUACACACCGUCGAGUUUGGUGGCGUGGCAACCGAUAAGGGUGCUGAAUACUGCCAUGGAGAAGUGGAUAACGCAGUCUAUGAACUAGUUGGUCCUUACAACUUGCUGACCUCGUAUGAUAAAAUGCUUCAACCGAAGUUUUACAUUUUUACCAACACAUCUAGUCAUAUAUUUAACGCCACUCAAGUAAAGCACCUGUGGACUGAAUUAGCCAGCUUUAUGCGGGAUAAAGAUCUACAGAAUUUUAACGGAUCAAUUGCUGACUACUUCUAUCCAAGGCUUGAAAAUUACACUCGAAGACACAAUGUAGACUCUUACCUAAGUGAAGCCUUGAGACAUCUCGUCCCUAUGUACGAGAAAGUAGCUUCCGCUGCUGAUAAACUCUCUGACAUGGGCGCUUGGGGUCUCACCAAAAACUGGGAUUGUGAGGGGGACCUCACACUGAAGUGGAAGAAUGGCAGCGGUGGCUAUAAAACCAUCUUUGACUUUUUAUCUAAAAAGUUUCCCAACCCGGUUGAAGAGUUACCAAUAAUGAACCAAACACUUCUCGGAAAGCAAGUAACACGGAUAGAGCGCAAGGAGGGUGAAGUAGAGGUGACGUGUGCAGAUGGCAGCACCUACCUAGCUGAUCACGUGAUCGUCUCUGUCUAUCUCGGGGUACUCAAGAAACAUGCUGCAGACAUGUUCCAUCCUGUUCUGCCGCCAGAGAAGACUGCGGCUAUUGAGGGUUCAUGGACACCCUACAUGUACGGAUUUAACCCGGUCAUGAACCAUGAGCGCAUGUUAUAUGCUUGGUUCGUAGGUGAUUCUUGCAGAAAAAUGGAGAGUCUUACAGAUGUGCAAGUCGCAGAUGGUCUGUUGGAGCUUCUUAACAAGAUCGUGGGCAACACAUCCAACUGGUGCAGCAAUCCAUACACUUUAGGAUCAUACAGUUUUCGAACAGUCGAGAGCGACCGACGGAAUAUUACAAACGAAGAUCUCGCCCCUCCGGUCCUAACCAAUAACAAGCCUUAUGAAGCCACCGGUUAUCUCUUCCGGAACCGGCAACUGUUGGGCAAUGCUAUUCAGGCUGCCAUGAUCUGCUAUUUGGUACUGUUUUCUCUCCUCGUUUCCCAAGGCUACACCAAGUCAAUAGGGGAUGCUCAAAGAUACCGGGUGGUGAUAGUGGGGGCUGGAGUGUCAGGGUUCACAGCAGCGGCCACCCUCCUGGAGCACAAUGUCACUGACCUGGUCGUGCUGGAGGCUGCAGACAGGAUUGGCGGCAGAAUCAACACAGUGCAGUUUGGUGGAGUGCCAAUAGACAAAGGGGCCGAGUUCUGCCAUGGGGAGGAAGAUAAUAGAGUCUACGAGCUGGUUAGCCCUUAUAACUUCUUAGCUUCCUAUCAGGACCUGUUAGAUGGAGAACAGUGUAUGUACGUAAACAGUUCUGGUGCAAGACUUGAUACUCAGAAAAUAACGAACAUCAUUGAAAUCGCGAUGGAGCAUGAAAUGUUUGGUGAAGAGUUAUCACAUUUCAAUGGAUCAAUAGGUGACUUUUUCAAUCCCAGACUAGAUGUGUUGCUGCGAUCAGAAAACGUAGAUCCGCAACUAAGUGAUGCUCUGAAACACCGAAUACCGCAGCUAGAGUGUGUUUCGUCCGCCACCGACAGCCUGUACGAACUCGGCGCCUGGGGCUCCUCCAACUACAAGGAGUGUGGUGGAGACCAAAUUCUCAAGUGGAGGAAUGGAACUGGAGGCUACAAGACUCUGUUUGAUAUCAUUUCGAAAAAAUUUCCAACUCCGUCUGAGGAGUUACCAGUAUUGAACAAGACAGUUCUCGGCAAGCAAGUUACACGGAUAGAGCGCAAAGCGGGAGAGGUAGAGGUGACGUGUGCAGAUGGCAGCACCUACCUAGCUGAUCACGUGAUCGUCUCUGUCUCUCUCGGGGUACUCAAGAAACAUGCUGCAGACAUGUUCCAUCCUGCUUUGCCGGCAGACAAGACUGCAGCUAUUGAGACCUUGGGAUUUGGGUGUGUAGGAAAGGUGUUCUUGCUGUUCCCAAACAGAUGGUGGCCAGAAGAUAUUAACGCAUUUUUCCCCUUAUUUUCUCAAUCGGAAAGGGAAAAUAUCAAAACCACUUCUGCAUAUGGCGAAUGGUUGGUUAAUGUGACCGAUUUUGCACCUGUGAUGAACCACGACCGCAUGCUGUGUGCUUGGAUUGCUGGCCAGGCCUGUCGUACUAUGGAGGCUAUGACAGAGGAACAGGUUACGGAUGCGCUGUUAGAACUGCUCAACAUUCUCGUUGGAAAGUCUUACAACAUUACCAGGCCAGAGGCUAUAUUGAGAACCAACUGGGGUAGUUACCCUUACACCCUCGGGUCCUACAGUCACCGCACUGUGGCCAGCGACAGGAAGAACCUCACCAACAAUGACCUUGCUGAGUCGGUCUUAGAUGACACCAACAAACCUGUGUUGCUGUUUGCCGGAGAGGCGACCCACCCUCACUACUAUUCCACUGUACACGGAGCACUGGACACUGGUCGCAGAGAGGCCAACAAGCUCAUACAAUAUUCCUUACUAUGUCAAUAA